AUGAGUUCUAGUUUCGCUGGUCAGAAUGCUGGUGGUAGCGGCGGCGACGGCGACGACAGCAGCCCUAAACGCAAGGCGACCGACAACCCCGGCGAUAGCCAAGGCAAUGUCAAACGUACAGGUCAUCUCGAAGGCCAUCAUGUCGGCCAGCUCCCGCUCUCCGCCUUCAUUGCUCAGGCGGCUGCCUGUGCAUCGCCAUCCCAGCUUGUGUCACCGCCCAUCGUCCCAUAUUCACUGCGAUCUGAGCUGCGCGAAGCUUUUCGUGUCGAACUAAAAGCCUAUCGACAACAUUUCGAGGCAGCGACUGCCGCCAUUAUGGAGGAAAUACGAACCCUCCAGGGUCGUGUUGAAGCCGGACGGGCUGAGCUGGCAAUGUUGCAACUUGAGCGCGACAUCGCCAAGGACGAUGCCCAUGCUUCUGGAGAGAGGGCACGCUAUGCAGAGGAGCAGGUUCGAGUUUUGGAUGACAAGCUCCGUACCGCAGACGCAAAGCUCCGAGCCGCAGGGGAAAGGCUCGGGGCCUCCGAAGACGGCGAAAAGAAGCUCCAGGAGAAGCUGCAGGUCUCCCAAGAGAAGUUGCGGGCCACCGAAGAGAAGCUUCGGGCCUCCGAAGAGAUUUACAAGAAAAAAGCCAUGCUCGCCGAAGAGGAGACCAGGGUUGCAAAAGAGGAGACCAGAGUGGCAAAGAACGAGACUAGGGUCGCAAUGGAGAAAGCCAGGGUCGCUGAAGGAGAUACCCUAACCCUCAAACUUGAAGCUCAGAAGGCUGAUGUCCUCCUUUCGGAAUCCGCUGAGCUUGUCGAGGGGUUCAAGGACCAGAUCAAGACGCUGAAAGAGGCUCGGGAAUCUGGGCUGAACGCGCAGUCCGCUGCUGAGAAAAGGAUGCGGGGCGCCCAGGAUAGGGCGAGGGCAGCCAAGGAGCAGCUCGAGUCAUCCAAGUCCGAGAUCUUGGACCUUAGAAGCCAGCUACAGGCCGCCAAAGUGGCUUGCCAUGCUACCGAGAGGCAACUUGGGGGUGAGAUCCAAUCUCUCAAAAGGACGUUAAACAGGGUGGAAUCCGAGGCCGAUGGCUAUCGUGAUGAACUGCGGAAGAUGGUGGCUAUGAACGAUUCGCUAAAAACAUCUUUGGAGGAACAGAAGAAGCGAGCCAAGGAAUUCGCUUUACCUCCAGAGAUGCUGGACGACUCAGACAUGUUCCGUAGGCCAACGCCCAAGCGCCCAAGGCGGGACAUCUCGCUGGAAGUCCAUCCUUCAUGGAAAUCGUUUGCGAUUUUGCUUUACCAUAACCUCAUGGACAUUCCCGUCAGUCCAAAUGGCGAAUACUCCGAUAAAGAGAUUGAAGCGCAUAUCCUCGAGGCGGCAGCGUCGGAGCAGGCAAUGCAGCGCCUGUUGGAGCUCUGCAAGGCACCGCCCUGGCGGGUCGAUGGAAAGUGGUACUGUUUCCGCACAGCCGUGCUUAAUGGCACCUGGAAGAGCUGUCCGAGCCACCCGGUCCCUACUCCCUGCACCCGUCACUCAAACUGUCUGCAGAUUAUGCGACAGCCAAGUGGCCACGUUACCUUCAAAGAAUUGGGGCUGAAAGUAAGAGAGGAAUCAGGCUAUCUCCAUAUCACUGCGUUGAUUGCAAAGGAAAUGUCGGCAUAUCCCAAGGAUUAG
Molecule: messenger RNA, 1656 nt
Organism: Canariomyces notabilis
Lineage: Eukaryota; Fungi; Ascomycota; Sordariomycetes; Sordariales; Chaetomiaceae
Exons: 3
Coding region: 1-1656 (551 amino acids)
Source: RefSeq, a predicted model, not a curated record